AUGCACUCAAUUAUUUUGUUGACUGCUAUAAUAUAUAAAAAUUUUUACUAUUAUUUAAAUUAAAGGCAUACAUACAUUUUAGUAUAUUAAUUAAGAAUUAAAUAAAGUACUUUUUUUUUUAAUGUUAACAUCCAAGUAGACAAAAAUGAAGAGUAGACUUCCUUUAUUUCUUAUUUUUUCUUAUUUAGUGAAUUCUUGGGACUACUUUUGUUCAUUCUUCAAAGGCCUUUAGAAAUAGCAUAUUCAUAAUAAAAAUUUAUAUAAAGAGGAUAUUUUUGCCACGAGUCGAUGAGCACUGCCUGUUGA
Tetrahymena thermophila SB210 is the source of this 306-nucleotide messenger RNA. RefSeq lists its product as hypothetical. NCBI's taxonomy places the organism in Eukaryota, Ciliophora, Oligohymenophorea, Hymenostomatida, Tetrahymenidae. The record is from RefSeq and is a predicted model, not a curated record. The transcript is spliced from 3 exons.